AUGUCCUCAAAGGCCGAGCUUCACCCACCGCCAACUCAUAUCAAUAACGCGCACAGAAAAUGGGACACAACAAUUUUCAUCAUUGUUCUACUCAUUAUCGCGGGAUUUACGACGAUCGCAAGACUUACAUUGCGAUUUAGAGCCAGAUUGUUCGGUUAUGACGACUGGGCCAUGAUUCCGGCUCUGGCCGGAUACAUAGCGCAUUCGGUACUUGGUGCCUAUGUGAAUGCACGGGCUGGGAUUGAAAAACCACUGUGGGAGGUAUCCAUUCAGGAAUUUGAGUUGUGGUUGAAGGGCAUCGCAAUCUCCCAAUUUCUCUACCCACUCACUAGUGGCCUGAUCCGCAUCGCCAUUCUUCUUUUUUAUGAUCGUGUCUUUUCAAAAGCUAGUAAACCCAUGCGUUUCGCCAUCCGCAUCACCAUAGCGUUGACAAUUAUCUAUAUCAUCACAUUCGUCAUCUAUGCCGGCUUCCUCUGCAAGCCUAUUCACAAAUUCUGGAAACCCUUUGAGAGGGCUCGGUACUGUGGGGACAAUAUUCUGAAGUGGAUAUACGAUGCUGCGGUUUACAGCUAUUCUCUGGUGUUGGAUCUGAUCCUUUUGAUAUUGCCAGUCUUUCCGAUUCUUAGGUUGCAAUUGAGCGGUGGGAAGAAAUUUGGCGCGAUUACUAUGUUUACUCUCGGGGCUAGUGCUUGCAUAGCUGCAACGUACAAACUCGCCGUCUUCGGUCUUCAGUGGAAUAGAAUGGGGUAUAUAGACCCACGAUGGGCAAACCAACAACUUGCCCUUGUCAUACCUCCUCAGUUUGACUCUUACGGCUAUACAAUGUGGAUCCCAACACAAGCGGAAUUAUCAGCGGCCAUGAUAGGCUCAUCCUUGAUAGCACUCAAACCAUAUCUACAGCGGUUUGCUCGCUCAGCUGGGUCCAAGGUUGGCGCUUUUAUCAAGACUGUGCAGCAGAAGAGUCAGUGCACCUCUAAGGACAAUUAUUCAGGCUUGAGGUCAACGAGUCAGAGAUUGGAAGAUAGCUCUGGGGGAUUUGUUGGUGUUGGAGUUGGUAGAGAUAGAGGGGGACGAAGGGAUCCGUAUAUUCGAAUGCACAGUGGAGAGUCGCAAACAGCACUUAAUGAUGAAUUCGAACUUACGACUAUUCGGAGGGAGAAUGAAGGUAGUAGGGAGACACAGUGUAAGGGUCGCGGGAAUAGGGAGGGAGAAAGGGAGAUGGGCAGGGAGGAAGGUACAGACGUUGCCUAA
This is a messenger RNA of Aaosphaeria arxii CBS 175.79, 1251 nucleotides long. RefSeq lists its product as uncharacterized. NCBI's taxonomy places the organism in Eukaryota, Fungi, Ascomycota, Dothideomycetes, Pleosporales. The transcript is spliced from 5 exons. The record is from RefSeq and is a predicted model, not a curated record. The coding region runs from base 1 to 1251 and encodes 416 amino acids.